Zea mays is the source of this 3643-nucleotide messenger RNA. Its product is annotated as putative RNA helicase family protein. The record is from RefSeq and is marked provisional. Gene Ontology annotation, molecular function: 5'-3' RNA helicase activity; RNA binding. The coding region runs from base 304 to 3225 and encodes 973 amino acids. The transcript is spliced from 5 exons. NCBI's taxonomy places the organism in Eukaryota, Viridiplantae, Streptophyta, Magnoliopsida, Poales, Poaceae.
CUCCCCUUAAACCCCUGCACCAUUCAUUUCUCCCUGCCCCGCUCCCGACGCCGAACCCGCGGACUCCGCUUGCGGACUCCGCUUCCUCCCCUUUAUCGCGUCGCCGGCGCCCGGCCCCGCUAUUGCUUCGCUGUGGAGUCCGGUAAAGUUUAUAUUUGUCUCGAUCAAUGCGGCAUUGCAGUUAGCCCCUGCCGUUUUCUUCUCCCGUAGUCCCGUCCCACCGGCCCCCCUCCGCCGCCUCCACACGCCAGGUGUAGCCUCGUCGAUCCCUUCGCCGGCGAAGAGCCCCUACUAGGAUUCAAGAUGGGUCAUCGUAGGAAUUAUUCUGACGACGAAUUUUCAGUUGCUAGCGAGAAGCCAGAAGUAGAAUUCAUGGACUUCCAGAACGGUGACACUUUUCAGGAUUAUUCAUCUGAAGAUACCCCUGUGCUCGUCUCAGCUCCUUUCCCUUUCGAGCAUGGAAAACCAAAAUCUGUACUUGUUGGAGAAACAUCGGCUGAUACUAUUCAGAUUGAGAAUACCUCUCCUGAACCUGUAAAUUUGUGGAGUGUAAGAAUUUUCUCCUCAAAUCCAGAAGACAGCUACGUGUUAUCGAUGAUGAGACCUCCAUCAAAUGGUGCUAGCGAAGAGGAAAAGCAGGCUUUUCUUGCUUUGACAUCGGUGGAAGACCGUACACUUCGGCCUGGACAAACCCUCACAGUUUGGCUGUCUUGUACGCCAAAAGAUAUUGGUUUGCAUACAUCAAUCGUGCAUGUUGAUAUCGGCAAUGAGAAGAUUGAGCGUGUGGCUUUUCUUUUGGCAGAUGACAAUGUCUCCAAGUCAUUAUUUUCUGAUAAGCCUUAUUCUAGGAGACGUGUUCAAGUUAAGAAAUUUGAGCCUUCACCAUUUGUGCCAGGUUGCCGUCCAACUCAGCAGCAUGUUCAAGGAUACAAACAUAAGCUUCCUCAGUAUGCAAUACCUGCACAUAUCCGUGAGCUCAUUGAAAGUAAACAGACACCUGAUGUCCUAUAUGAUGAGUUGAGCAUGAUAAACUAUGCAGAAUAUUUCAGCACUCUUAUAGUCAUGGAAGAACUCAAUUUGGAGGAGGAAAUGAGAGCAUAUGACAUGGAGGGUGUCUUAAUGAGAAGGAGGGGUAUGCACUUUUUGUCUCUUGAAGUCCCUGGUUUGGCAGAAAGAAGGCCAUCACUAGUCCAAGGAGACUUCAUAUUCGCUAGAUAUGCUGGGAAUGAUUCUCAGCCUUACCAAGGUUUCAUUCACAAGGUUGAAGCUGAUGAGAUAUUUUUAAAAUUUGAUCAUCAGUUCCACAUGAAUCACAGAGAAAGAAACCAGUACCAUGUUAGCUUCACAUAUAACAGAGUGAACAUGAGAAGGCUUUACAAAUCAAUUGAUGAUGCAAAAUAUUUGGGACCUGGCAUCUUGUUUCCCCACAAAUCACCUUAUAGAGUUUUGAAAAGGUUGCCAUUUAAGCCUCUCGAUCCAUAUAUAAAUACUGAGCAAGCUGAUGCUGUUGCGAGCAUACUUGCCUGCAGAGGAGUUCCACCAUAUGUGAUAUAUGGACCUCCAGGAACUGGCAAGACCAUGACCAUUGUAGAGGCUGUUUUGCAGCUUUAUACGGGCAAGAAGAGGGCAAAUAUUCUCAUUUGUGCUGCUUCCAAUACUGCAGCUGAUCAUGUAUUGGAAAAGCUCCUUCAAGGCAGCCAUCCGAUCCGUCCAAGAGAUAUCUUUAGGCUAAAUGCUCCAAGCCGUCAAUACGAGGAUGUCAAUACCGAUUUUAUCAAGUUUUGCUUCUUCCAAGAUCUGGUGUUCAAGUGCCCUCCGUUACAAGCACUGGUGCAGUACAAGAUAAUUAUAUCGACCUAUACAAGUUCAUAUCUGCUGCAGGCUGAGGGCAUUCGCCAAGGGCAUUUCACACACAUUUUCUUGGAUGAGGCUGGUCAAGCCUCUGAACCAGAGGCGAUGGUUCCUUUGUCGGGGUUGUGUGGAAGAGACACUGUGGUUGUGUUAGCAGGAGAUCCAAAGCAAUUAGGGCCGGUGGUUUAUUGCAGGGAAGCGGAGAGAUGUGGUCUGGGGACAUCAUAUCUGGAAAGGCUGCUAACUGGCUUCGAGCAGUACCAAACAGGGAAUGCUAACUAUGUGACAAAGCUGGUGAGGAAUUAUCGGUGCCAUCCUGCAAUCCUAGAGCUACCAUCAGAGCUUUUCUACGAGGGUGAAUUGAUUGCCUGUAAAGAAGGAGAAUCAUCUGCUUACGACUGCAUCGGCCUUCCUAACAAGUCGUUCCCUGUUCUCUUCGUCGGGAUUCAAGGAUGCGACGAGAGGGAAGGCAACAAUCCAUCAUGGUUCAACAGGAUUGAAGUUAGUAAAGUAGUAUCUAUCAUCAGGAACCUGACAAGGGGUGAGGAUGUUCAUGAAUCUGAUAUAGGAGUGAUCACUCCAUAUCGUCAGCAAGUUGCCAAGAUAAAGAAAGCCCUGGAGGCAUUUGAAAUGCCCAGCUUCAAAGUCGGAAGCGUCGAGCAAUUCCAGGGCCAAGAGAGGGAGGUGAUAAUCAUCUCCACAGUCAGGUCGACCGUAAAGCACAACGAGUUUGACAAAUUUUUUAACCUGGGAUUCUUGAGCAACCAUAGAAGGUUCAACGUUGCCAUCACUCGCGCAAAAUCGCUGCUCGUCAUCAUCGGAAACCCUUACAUUAUCACCAAGGACCGUCACUGGGAUAGGCUCCUGCGGUACUGCGCUGACAACGGCUCCUAUCAAGGAUGCCCCCUUCCACCACCAGAGUCUCCUUAUUCAGACGACGCCAGAUUCUUUUCCAAGUACGACGAAGACCAAGGUGGACCUUCUGGGCAGGACUACAGCCAAGAGCCUGCCUACUGCAACUACAACCAAGAGCCUGCCUACUGCAACUACGACGACCAAGAGCCUUCUGACUUCGGUUCGGGGCAUGACACUGGUGUUGCUCAACCUGAACCUGCUUCGGAGAAUCAAGAGUCAUGGUCCGAGGAGUUGCCUGAAGACGAGAGCCAGCCAUUCAGCAACCCCCAAGCAGAUGUUGAGGAGACGCCGAAGCAGGACGGCGAGGAAGGGGCUGCAGCUGCACAGGGAGACGCGCAGGCCGACCAGUCGUUGACCAACGACGACAGUCAGCUCCAGGACGCAGGCGCGGGGAAGUACACCUUCCCUCCCGGUUGGUGCGACGUUUCGAGCAUCCCGGCAACGGGCUGGGGCGACUGAUCAGACCCGCAACCGCAACCGCCCCUGGCAGGGGGGUACGUUGGGAGAAUAACUGAGGCUGAUGGCCUUUCACCCUCCUUCCAUCAAGCCUCCACUCAGCUCACUGCUGAACAGUUGUUGUAGCGAGUGAGCUGCGUCCGUGUGUUUAGGCCACGUGUGCCAGGUGCUGGCAACGUGCAAUAUGGUGGGUUAGCUCGCGUGCCAUUGAGCGUGUGCUAAUGGUUUUUAAAUGCUUAGGCCUUUUUCGGUUACAAGGGAUAAAAUUCUACCAUGGAUUUAAUCCGACCAGAAUUAAGUAAAUUCAUACCUCACAUCCAAUCACAUGGUGGGAUUAAAUCCAUUAAUUAAUCCAUGUAUAUCUCAAAGAUAGUUAUUCUUUUAAUCCAUGGAUUUUAAUAUAAACUUGUGCAAUAUUGUC